Molecule: messenger RNA, 1361 nt
Organism: Oreochromis niloticus (Nile tilapia)
Lineage: Eukaryota; Metazoa; Chordata; Actinopteri; Cichliformes; Cichlidae
Product: ladderlectin-like
Exons: 6
Coding region: 690-1184 (164 amino acids)
Source: RefSeq, a predicted model, not a curated record
UGUCAUCGUGAUGAAGAAGGAUCGAAAGCAGGCUAUGCUAUAGUCUGCAAACAAGGAACUGAAUUUGAGCCCACGAGGAACUCCAGCAGUGGAAGGAGCCACGCUGGACUGGUCCUUAUGAGGUCGUUGCCAGAACAACUACAGCAGGUCAACUAAAAGGGAAAGGCGAUACCUGGUAUCAUUGGUCGCAGUGUGCACCAGCACAUGAGAGUUUGGUAGAGGAAAACUCCUCUACACCCAACACAGGUGGUAACGAGCAGAGGCAAAAUAAAUCCUCUCACCUGUGCAACGGGCCAACCAGUAGUCUACCUGGGAGGCCGAAGGAAGAAGAGCAGCAGCUUAGAAGGUCGCCACACCAGCAGAAAGGAGCGGUGACAAGUUGAGGACUCCACAAAAGCAGGGGAGUUUCAUUCCAGGAUAUAAAGUUUAUAUAACAUGAUGCAAACACACGAGUCAGAGACACGUAAUGAGAAAACUGAUUAGAAUGUUCCUUACAACUACAUGUUUAUUGUAUGCAAUGAUAUUAAUGAUGGCUGUGUUGUUUAUUGUCUAUAUUUUGCAGGGCACUCCGGACCACUUGUCUGAACACGGAGGCCAGUCCAGCCCAGCACUUCCUGAGACUGUACUUGCCAAAACGGGAUCGGUACAAAACACAAAAGCGCGAGGUGUCAGAGAUACCAAAUAUCAUCAUGAAGCUGCUGACUGCGUCUGCACUGCUCUGUGCAAUGAUGGCUCUGACCGCUGCUGCUGGAGAGUGGUAUAUUCUUAAUAAGCCCCCAUCUUGUCCCUGUGGUUGGACUGAGUACUACGACCAGUGUUUCUUCUAUGUUUCUGAAGCCUUGGCUUGGGUUGAUGCUCAGAGAAAAUGUGAGUCCAUGAAUGCAAACCUUGCAUCUGUGCACAGCCUGGAGGAGUACCAGCUGCUUCAGAGGGUGAUAUUUGAUGCCACUAAAGCAAGUGAGCGAACAUGGAUUGGUGGUUUUGAUGGUCAACGGGAGGGUUACUGGUUUUGGAUCGAUGGAACACGUUUCCAAUACACGAACUGGUGUAAGAGUGAGCCUAACAACCACAGGGACAAUGAGCAAUGCAUGGAGAUGAAUUUUUCAGGAGACAAGUGUAUGAAUGAUCAGAAUUGUCAGACCAAUUCCCAUCUGUCUGCGUUAAGAGAAUCUGAUGAUUCCUGAGCUGGCAUGAGGCACAAUCAUCUGAAAACGACGCAAAUAAUCUCAUUUAUCACUUAGAAUUUCAGUUUUUUCAUCUUUACUUUUUUUGUUUUGCUGUAACGCUGCAUAAGGAAUGAAGCAACAAGUGGUAUAAAAUAGAGUUGGACUGCCUCCUUUAAAAGGAGCAAAUGAAAUGUG